AUGUCUCGUCAUCCAAACGCAGUCGUUCUCCCUGAGCCCAUCAACGUUUCUCCUCUUAUCAGAUUGGGAAGAUGGGCUGCUUUGGGAUUGGGUAGGUGUAGUUUUGUGGUUACUAUAUUGGUUUUUAGGUAUUAAAUUUUGUGGAAAGCAGUUUUUUUACCUCUUACUCGAAUUGAAAUUUGAAUUUGUAGUUUUUAAAAUUGUAAAAUGAGAUAUUUUGUUCUUUUGGCAGUGUUGUUGAAGUAAGAGUUUAUGGUUUUAACAUUCUAAUGUUUAGGUGUUGUUUAUGGUGCAUGGAGACUCAGUUCUCUUAAGGAAUACCACGCUGAUAUCAGAGGCUUCCAACAUGACACUGCUGUCGCUAAGGCUGCUGAAGAGGCCAAGAAGAAGAAGUGGGCUUCUCAAGACGAGAUGAAGUAUCUAAUGAAGGUAUGUCUUUGUAGUACUAAAAGUUGAUAGAAGGAUUUUACGAGUUAAAGCGGUUUUUAAGGCAAAGUUUGUUCAUGUGGAAAACGGUUUGUAUUAAUGAGCCGCUCUUUGAAAUGCCUGAGGCAAUGGAUUUGCUUUAUUGCUUUUUGAGCGUUAUUACUUUUAAAGAAGACGAAGAAGGCUAUUUUUACUUAAGAUAAUAUGUUUUACGAACUCUUAAUGAUAUUUGAAGAAAAAAAUCAAAAAAAAAAUAUUUUACAAACUGCCUUAUUAAUAUAACGUUCAAUUUUUAGGUGGUCAAUAUUCCAUUCGAAGAAGGAGUCGCUCAGUUCGGAGUGGAAGACUUGUACCGCGAGGAUUAG
Bursaphelenchus okinawaensis is the source of this 791-nucleotide messenger RNA. The record is from the annotation of a GenBank genome assembly. NCBI's taxonomy places the organism in Eukaryota, Metazoa, Nematoda, Chromadorea, Rhabditida, Aphelenchoididae.